AUGAGGUCCCUGUUGAAGCUGGUUGUGUUUCUGUUCUGUGUCCAGACGGCAGACAGCCACUGGCUGAGGUCACUGCUCGAUCAGAGAGGAGAAACAGCAUCUCCAAGUUCUCCGGACGAAGAGGCAGCUGAGGACCACAAAGAGGGCUCUGGAGCUGGGUCAGUGUCCGGCCCUGGCGUCCCCGUUCCAGUCUUGAUCCGAUCCCGCCGUUCGUCCCCAGACUCCCACUGUGGCCUGCGCUCCGUCCUGCUGCAGGUUCGAGACCUGGGGCUGGGCUACGACUCAGACGAGACUGUCCUCUUCAAGUACUGCAGUGGGACGUGUCCCCGCGUCCGCUCCAACCACGACCUCACCCUCACCAACCUGCUGGUCAACGGGGUGCUGCCCCACCCGCCACUCGGGGAGCUGUGGCACAACGCGCCCUGCUGCAGGCCCACCCACCACGAGGACCUGGCUUUCCUUGACAAUUCGUAUCGCUGGCACAAAGUGGAGAAGCUGCUAGCCGCCGGCUGCAGCUGCGUGGGCUAG
Molecule: messenger RNA, 528 nt
Organism: Myripristis murdjan (pinecone soldierfish)
Lineage: Eukaryota; Metazoa; Chordata; Actinopteri; Holocentriformes; Holocentridae
Product: persephin
Exons: 2
Coding region: 1-528 (175 amino acids)
Molecular function (GO): growth factor activity; receptor tyrosine kinase binding; glial cell-derived neurotrophic factor receptor binding
Source: RefSeq, a predicted model, not a curated record